Molecule: messenger RNA, 2286 nt
Organism: Salpingoeca rosetta
Lineage: Eukaryota; Choanoflagellata; Craspedida; Salpingoecidae
Exons: 21
Coding region: 1-2286 (761 amino acids)
Molecular function (GO): hydrolase activity, hydrolyzing O-glycosyl compounds
Source: RefSeq, a predicted model, not a curated record
AUGCAGGUGAACACGACACAGUUCGAUGUGCCGUGGUGCUACACGUCAAAUGUAUCUGUGACGCGGACCAACGCGGACGCGCGUAUCAUCUUGGAUCUUCAUGGCAUCAACUACAAGGCAGACGUUCUCAUCAACGACAACUUGGUUCGAAGCCACGAGCAAGUGGUGGGGACGUUCCGACGGUUUCUCGUCGAUGUCACGGAUGCACUCCCUUGGGACCAACAACAUGGCGAACAAAGCGCCCAUGCGGCAUUGACGCUGCGCGUGUAUCGUCCACAGGACCGAAGCCUGCCGCCCUCCAACAAAGACACUGAUCUUGCCAUCAGCUUUGUCGACUGGGCGCCUCGUCCUCCAGACAGCCCGUGCUGCUUCCACACGCUUCCCAGUGGCGUGAUGGUCGACUCCCUUGGUGCUGCUGUCGUCAGCAUCAACAGCAACCACGACCACACAGCCCACGGCACGCAUGCUGAUGGUGACACAACAACUCUGGAAGGGCCUGUCUGCGCAAACGUAUCCAUCACAGCGACAGUUCACAACAUGCUGUCCACGCCUAUGCGCAUGAACGUCACUGCAAGCGUGCAGGGUAACCAGGCCACUCUUGCCUCUGCCACGCGUCACAUCGGCCUGCGUAAAGUGACGUCUGUUCGCGAUGCCAACGGGUACCGUCUCUUCUACGUGAACGAUCGCAAGUUCAUGGUGUACGGUGGUGGCUACUCACCUCACCUCUUCCUUCGCUACAACACAUCAUACCAGCGAGCGAUGCUGGAGAAGGUGAAGCAGAUGGGGCUGAACACGAUCCGCCUCGAAGGAAAGAUGAUGACUGCAGAGUUCUUCGAGAUGACAGACGAGAUGGGCAUCAUGGUUCUCCCAGGCUGGUGCUGCUGUGAUGCGUGGCAGCACUGGAGCGAUUGGAAGGACGAACAGCACUUGAUAGCGAUGGAAUCCAUGCGAUCACAGUUCCGGCGCUUGCGCGCGCAUGCGUCUGUGCUCGGGUUUCUGUAUGGGAGUGAUGAAGCCCCACCGUCACAUGUGGAGAACGAAUAUUUGCGUGUCCGGGAGGACGAGUACUGGCACCUGCCCUUUAUCUCAUCUGCAAGCAACGUGUCGACGCCGGCUGGAGGUCGAACAGGUGUGAAGAUGAACGGUCCAUAUGCAUGGGUGCCGCCGCUCUACUGGUAUCAAGGAUUGGCCCACGUGUCCUCGGGCGCUGCGUUUGGAUUCUCGACAGAAAUCAGCCCCGGAGCGGCGCCAGUUCGGCUUCGCAGCGCGAAGAAGAUGUUUGAAGCAAACGAGCUGUGGCCGAUCAACGACGUUUGGGACUUCCACUGCGGUUCGCAGUUGGGCUUGUUCCAUGACCUGCGGUUCUUCGUUCCACCGUUGACCGCCCGUGUUGGGGCAGCAAACAGCAUUGAGGAGUUUCUGUUCAAGAGCCAGUUGAUGACAUACGAAGCUGAACGUGCAAUGUUCGAUGCCUACUCUACGUUUAAGUAUCGUAACAGCACAGGCGUUGUUCACUGGAUGCUCAACAAUCCAUUCCCGUCGCUAAUCUGGCAUCUGAUCGACUUUUACGGCGACGGUGGCGGCGGUUUCUUCGGCACACGUGCUGCGCUCCUGCCGUCAACACACGCGGUAUUCAACCCGUCAUCAGGCGCCAUAUCUGUUGUGCGCAACGACGUGGUACAGGGUUCAUCGCUACUCGACCUUCAUGUCCAGAUAUGGAGCACCGGGAGUGAACUGCUGUGGAAUGACAGUGUUCGCAUUGGAUCAAUUGGGGCAGACGACGCCCUUCUUGAUGUCACGAACAUUCAGACGCAUCUCAGUCACUUUUGUGCCGCCCAGCCACGCCGCACCCUCCUCAUUCAUCUCCUCGUGAAGAAUCAAGACAAUGUGACCGAGGAUGAUCAGACGUACUGGCACCCAUGUCGGCCAGACGUACUGGACUGGAGCAACUCCACAUUCUACAUCACCUACUGUUCACAGUUCGCCAACUUCUCUGACUUGUGCAAUAUUGAGCCUGCUCAGCUUGACAUCCACCUGGUCGACGCCGUUCAUGUGCAGGUCACGAAUCCACGACACACGAUCGCAUUCUUCGUGGAGUUUGACGUCAUUGACGAGGAAAGCGGCGUUUCGGUGGAUGGCUACGCGUUCAAUGACAACUACAUCACACUGCACCCCGGCGCGACACGCACGCUGACGCUCAAUCAAGCAAUUGAGGGCGACGUGAAAGUUGCCUACAAGGACCUGUCAUCGUCCCAUUGUACGCGAGAGCCGACCACAAAGAUGUAG